Molecule: messenger RNA, 966 nt
Organism: Necator americanus (New World hookworm)
Lineage: Eukaryota; Metazoa; Nematoda; Chromadorea; Rhabditida; Ancylostomatidae
Exons: 6
Coding region: 1-966 (321 amino acids)
Source: RefSeq, a predicted model, not a curated record
AUGGCCAGUACUUUCAAGGCAAUACUUCUCACGUCAUUCCUUGGUUCGGUGUCCAGUCAAGGCAGUGUCUACGAAUUGAUGAAAAGUGUGUCAGGAUUUACGGUGUCUGAUCUUGAUAUUCUCUUUGAUUUUAUCGACAAAUUCGGACGCUGGAAUCUCGGACCAUUUGAGCGUUUUCCUGGAUUUUAUCAGAGGAGUCGAGAUUUCACGCACAAGUACGACCACCGAAGCUCCGAAGGAAAAGGGUUCAUUGAUAAGAUCUUCAGAGGAGCACACGACGAACAUGUCUUAAAAGUGCCAAGCUACAUUACGUGGCGGAGACUUCAAUCCCAGUUCCGCUCUCUUGACUCAAGCGACUGCACUGAUCUCGUAAAAACGUUCCCAGCGCUUUCCAAGCUUGGUAGCUGUGGGGAGGGCUCUACAGUAGCUCCACAAACGCGUCCAAAUCUUCGUUUAAGCAGAUCACCUGAAGCCUACAUCGGAAAUGAACCUUUCUGCUCUUUUUAUGGAGUACAGUCGUCUAUUCUCACAUAUUUUAAAACGGCGAUUCGCAUCUUGAAAAGUAGUGGACUGUAUUUACGGAAGCUUCGCAAACGCAUAGAAGAACAUCUGAAAAGUACAGUAGAUGAACUUGACCAGGGAUACCUUUCUAAACAUAAAGUAACAGCAGUUUUAAAGCAUACGGAAAGCGCGCUUUCUCUUCUUCCAAAUGAGAAGAAUGUAAAAAUCUUUUCUGAGCCCAUUAGAAUGGUAACAAGAAGCCUAUUGAAAGCCUCGGGUGAAUUCUUAGAUAGGUUAGAGGAAUGCUACAGGGUUGCUGCUAAAGAGAAAGAGCAAGUUCGACGAAUUGCUGAGAGAGUGAAAAACGAAAAGAAAGAAAGUUAUGCGCUAGAGAGAAGGGAUGUCGCACGUUACUUACGUGCAACUGAAGAAAAAAUAUCUAAUCUACCGUUAAGAGGUAAAUAA